AUGGAGUACUUCGAUUUCGACGACGCCUCGCAUGCCAUCCCCGCCUUGGACCUUGACGAGUGUUCGUCGGUCGCGGGCGAGGCCUGCGAGACCGAUGCAACGGACUGCUAUGAAUCGCUUUUUUUCGACAAGACGGCGGCCCUGCCGACCAGUCGACCACCGACCACCAAAACCGUCAUGCUGAAGCUAAUCAACAACGUCGAAAUUGAGGCCAUUCCACAUCCUUCCGACAUCAGCGCCGACUAUCCCAUGUUUCGUGCCAAAGAGCCUUGCGACCUCUGCGCGCGAAUGGGUCUCGAUUGCUUCUUGGCUACAAGAGGCGCCAUGGUCGCAGGCUGCACCUGCUGUAUCUCCCUGUAUCGAGAGUGCAGUUUUGUGCACCCGAAAAUCCCCAAGGGCUUUGUCAACACUUUCCCAGGAAUUGCAGAAGACCAGCAGAUUACGGAAGGACCUUUGACCGAACGGAGAAAGGCCAUGAAGUCAAUGGAAGAAGGACGAGGCCGCAAGACUGGUGCUCGCUUCCCGCGCGACGCUGUCAAAAUCUUGAAACAGUGGCUUGGUGAACAUGCUGAUCAUCCGUAUCCCAACGAGCGAGAAAAGGACGAGCUCAAACAGGUCACCGGCUUGAAAAGGAGCCAGAUCUCGAAUUGGCUGGCCAAUGCGCGCAGACGAGGCAAGGUCAGGCCUUCGGAUUCUGGUCCAUCCUCACCGAUGCUGGGGGCUAUCGACAUCCCCCAUAGAGCCGAGAACCCAGACGUCACAGAUCUCAAUCCCCUAGACCGUUGGAAAGCCUCGCCGCCGGAACACGAACCUGCAUCGAUGACCGCUAUUGCUCGUGCCGUCACUUCCACCCCCCUCCCAGUUCGUAACCCGUCUCUACCGGGUAUUCAAGGCUCGAGGCCCAGCUCGAGGAGGGCGUCGAGCGAAGAUGAUUCGUCCUUCUCCAUGUUCCGUGCUCCGUCAGUAAGCAGUUUUGGAACCAAAGAAUCCAGCAAUUCCGAUCUUACAUUCGCUUCAUCGCGGUCGAACCGAUCAAAGGGUUCUUUUGCAUCUUCGCAAGACCGGCGCCGGCGCCGGCGAGCUCCUGUGGCGCAACGCACGGCUGCGCAACAGGCAAAAUCCCGAGCUGCCAGGAUAUUCCAAUGCACGUUCUGCACAGACUCUUUCCCGGCCAAGUAUGACUGGCAGAGACAUGAGAAGUCCCUUCAUCUUGCUCUCGAGAGGUGGACAUGCUGUCCCCACGGUGGAACCAUGACUGACGCAUUGACGGGAAUGCAACUUUGCGUCUUCUGCCGCGAGCCAAAUCCGUCUGCGGAUCAUUUGGAAUCGCACAAUUUCACCGCAUGUCAGGAGAAGACACUGCAAGAGCGGACCUUUUAUCGGAAGGAUCACCUUAGCCAGCACCUGAAAUUGAUGCACAACGCAAAGGUGCAAUCGCACAUGGACACCUGGAAGAGCACCACCAACGAAAUCAAAUCCGCCUGCGGCUUUUGCCCGUCCAAGUUCACCACUUGGCAACAGCGAGCUGAUCAUCUCGCUGCACAUUUCCGGAAUGGUUCGGAUAUGAGCAAUUGGGGUGGCGGAUGGGGGUUUGAGCCCUUUGUCGAAAGACUGGUCGAGAACGCCAUCCCGCCUUACCUGAUCGGCCACGAGAGGAACACGAUGGACCCCUUUGUCGCGAGAUUGAUGGCCACGCCGUCCUCUAACACCGACGGAGGAUUGACCAAUGGCACCUCGGCCGAGAGCACGGAGCCUGAUCAAAUGACUCGCGAUUCUAAUUGCUGGGGUAGACUAGAGCAGGAACUGAGCAAAUUUGUGUCGCAACAGAGGGUUGCGGGUCACAUCCCGUCAGAUAAGGAGCUGCAGGAUCAAGCACGCCUGAUAAUCUACGAGGACAACGACCCCUGGAAUUGGACCUGCGCGGACAAUCAGCAGUGGCUUGAUACUUUCAAGUAUCAACAGGGGAUCGGGAAUGUCACAGAAGCGAUGGUACCGACCCAAAGUCUGGCUGAAGUGCCCAUCCUAGCCCCGUACGUGAUCAAGGGUGGCCUAAAGUCGAAGCCGGCGACUACCCAGACACCGCGCAGGACUCUGUCUACCGAUACCAGCUCUUUCCCAGCCAUGACACCGGACUGUGGCAGCGUACCCAACUCCACCGCAACCGGGGUAUUCGACAAUGGCAUGGAGCUUGACUUUGACAGCAUUGACUUCAGCAACCUCGAUCUGGGAAUGGUCGACGAUUUGAACUUCGAUCUGGGACUCGACAACAGUCAAGGAGGAGGGAUGGCAGGCGUGGGCGGAAUUGGCGUCUCAAUGACGCCUGCAACGCCGUUCUCGUCGAGUAUCCCAGGUGAUGCUUUGUUCGGUUCGUAUGGGGUGAAUCACCAAGUGGGCAUGGGAAUGGAUAUCAACAUGAACACAGGGAUGCCUCUUCCACAGCAACCGACACAGGUCGGCGGCAAGGGCCCGUUCAUGAGUGACCGCGAUUUGAGCCAGCUAUCUGGGUACGUCGCGGGAUUCAACUGA
Fonsecaea erecta is the source of this 2526-nucleotide messenger RNA. RefSeq lists its product as hypothetical. The coding region runs from base 1 to 2526 and encodes 841 amino acids. Lineage: Eukaryota; Fungi; Ascomycota; Eurotiomycetes; Chaetothyriales; Herpotrichiellaceae. Gene Ontology annotation, biological process: regulation of DNA-templated transcription. Gene Ontology annotation, molecular function: DNA binding. The record is from RefSeq and is a predicted model, not a curated record. The transcript has a single exon.